Trichoplusia ni (cabbage looper) is the source of this 830-nucleotide messenger RNA. Its product is annotated as androgen-dependent TFPI-regulating protein-like. Gene Ontology annotation, cellular component: endomembrane system; membrane. Bases 106 to 810 code for a protein of 234 amino acids. The record is from RefSeq and is a predicted model, not a curated record. Lineage: Eukaryota; Metazoa; Arthropoda; Insecta; Lepidoptera; Noctuidae. The transcript is spliced from 2 exons.
CAGUUUUUUAUAAACAGUCAUUGAACAAAAUCAUCCAGUAAUUUGUGAGCCACCGGCCGGUGUAGACGUUUAAAAUUAGUGUAAUAAUUUAAUUAAAUAUUAAAAAUGUUCUUAGUUGUCUACCACGUGUUAAUUUUAAGUUUAUAUUUAUAUGCAUUAUGGUUCGAUAGUAAUUUCGUCGAGAUACCGUACCCUUCGAAAGAAUUUGAAAAUAUUCCCUUCAGAGCGCGAGCGAGCUUCUUAACUUUUUGGACUAUGAUGGUCCAGAUCCUAUACUUCAUCGUCGCCUGCUUGAACGACGCCAUUGGAACUAACACAGUCACAAAAAAGCCGCCGCUGAUAAGAAAAAUUAAAGACCAUCUAUUCAGUCUUGCAUUUACAACAGCGGUAUACGUACCUAUUACAUUUUGGACACUUUACAAGAUCGACAAGACUUAUAUAUACCCUAAUGAGGAAGCCGAAAGGCAAAUACCGAACUGGCUGAACCAUCUCAUGCACACAUCAAUAUUACCUAUAAUUUUAGUCGAAUUAUUUAUAAGCAAUAAGAACUACCCUAAAAGAAAGACUGGUCUAAAGAUCUUGCUGUGUUCAGCGGCUGCCUAUUCGGCGUACAUACAUUAUCUGUACUUCAAAUAUGGUAUAUGGCCUUACAAUUUUCUCCACCUGCUAAGUUGGACGAAUAAAAUUGUAAUGACUCUAUUUAGUGGAGUGCUUGGAGUGUUGUAUUAUUUGAUUGGUGAGAAACUAGAUAGUUUAAUAUCUAAAAACAGAAGAGAACACAAACAUGCGAAUGGAAUAAAAAGUCAUUAAUUAAUAUAUUUUUUUAAGUA